Neogale vison (American mink) is the source of this 765-nucleotide messenger RNA. Its product is annotated as homeobox protein MSX-3-like. Gene Ontology annotation, biological process: embryonic morphogenesis; regulation of transcription by RNA polymerase II. The record is from RefSeq and is a predicted model, not a curated record. Lineage: Eukaryota; Metazoa; Chordata; Mammalia; Carnivora; Mustelidae. Gene Ontology annotation, cellular component: nucleus. Gene Ontology annotation, molecular function: DNA-binding transcription factor activity, RNA polymerase II-specific; RNA polymerase II transcription regulatory region sequence-specific DNA binding.
AUGGCGGCGCAUGAAAGGGGCACCGCCUCCGUAUAGGGUCCCGAGCGCGCGGGCGCCGCCAGGCCCUCGGCAACCGUGCCGCGCGCGACCCUCUCGUGGUGUCCGGGGCCCGCCAGCCCUGCGCCCGCCGGCCUGCGCAUGGCCCCGGCGUCGCUCGGCAUGAACCCCGCUGGACUCCAGACGGGCGGCGGCGGGCGCGCGGGGCCCGGCCCGCUGCCCUUUAGCGUCGAGUCGCUGCUGGAGGCGGAGCGCGGGCUGGACUCGGAGCCCGCAGAGCCCCGGGAGGAGUGGCCACGGCGCACCGCGGAGCCCUGGGCCUGGUUCCCGACGGCUGCCCGCUCGUCCUCCCCACGCGCCCCCAGCCCUCCACCCUGCACCCUCCGAAAACACAAGAGCAACCGCAAGCCGCGGACUCCCUUCACCGCCGCGCAGCUGCUGGCGCUGGAGCGCAAGUUCCGCCAGCAGCGGUACCUGUCCGUCGCGGAGCGCGCCGAGUUUUCCAGCAGCCUGAGCCUCUCGGAGACGCAGGUCAAGAUCUGGUUUCAGAACCGCCGCGCCAAGGCCAAGAGGCUGCAGGACUCGGAGCUGGAGCAGCUCAAGCUGGCGGCUGAGCCGCUGCUGCCUGCAUUCGCCCUGCCCUUCGCCCUGGGCGCGCCCCUGCCUGGCUCCCCAGCCGGGUCCCGGGGCGCAGCGGGCACCCUGCCUCGGGUGCCGGGACUCCUCGCCGCGCCCCUCGCUGCCUACCGCAUGUAUUACCUGUCCUAG